CUGAUUCUGAUUCUGAUUCGGAACAUUCCGUUUCAGAAUGCUCUGUGACAUCAUAAAGACAUUCUACACACCUUCAGCACACCUUUCUGUAGAUCACACACACACAUUGUAUUCACAUUUCCUCGGAGAGAGCGCUGCUGAAGAAGUGCUAGACGAGUAGAAGAUGAGUGUCCAGAGUUUGUGUCCGUACGGACUGAGGAGCUUGGUGGAGUGUAUUUCCAGAGCGACGCUUCUGUCAAAGCCAGCUGACAUCCCAAACUUCUUGGUUGAGUAUUUGUUAGAGGUGAUCGACUUCAGGUGCUCUAACGCUAACUAUGAAGCUGGUGACAAAGAGGUCUCCUUCCAGUACCAAGACCUGUGGGAGGAAAGGUUCUUGAGAAAUAUGACUGGGACCGCAGUAAGACAGCAGUUUCCAGUCGCCACCACAGAGACGUCUACGCCACCAGCAAAAUGUCCAUCUCUGACAGAGAUAGAGGAGUUUUUAAAGGCACUGUAUUCUGAUUAUGGGUUUUGCGAUGAAGAAAGUAUGGGGAAGGAAAUCGAGGCAUCAGACAGAAAUGGUUUCCCCAUUGUAACCCAACCGAAAGCUGCUACCCCUUUAAAGCCAACUCCUCUCAAAGUAAAGACACAUGAGGUGUCUUUCAUUUCCAGUCACAAGGAGAGUGGGAGAACAACGGAUAAAACAUCAGAAGUGAACUGUAAGUCUUCUCCAUAUUCCAGUCAUCCAAGACUGACGCCACCUAAAAGCGCGAAGACACAUAGAGUGUCCUCAGUAAGUAAUGGAAAAACUGACCUGGCUGAAGUGAACAGGGAAGUGGUGCCAGAAAGGACCAGCACCAGGCCUCUAGAACACAAAACUAUGGGGCAACUGAGAUCAGGAGCAGGACCAUCCACAUCCAGCAUUCCCAUGCCAGAGGGCACUACUGAACUUAAGGUACCAAGACCAGACAGCACCAGGAAACGGCCCACUACACCUAAGGUACCAAGACCAGACAGCACCAGGAAACGGCCCACUACACCUAAGGUCUCUGUACCAGAGAGCAACCAGAAACGGCCCACAACACCUAAGGUACCAAGACCAGACAGCACCAGGAAAUGGCCCACUACACCUAAGGUCUCUGUACCAGAGAGCAACCAGAAACGGCCCACAACACCUAAGGUACCAAGACCAGACAGCACCAGGAAACGGCCCACUACACCUAAGGUCUCUGUACCAGAGAGCAACCAGAAACGGCCCACAACACCUAAGGUACCAAGACCAGACAGCACCAGGAAUCGGCCCACAACACCUAAGGUCUCUGUACCAGAGAGCACCAGGAAACGGCCCACAACACCUAAGGUCUCUGUACCAGAGAGCAACCAGAAACGGCCCACAACACCUAAGGUACCAAGACCAGACAGCACCAGGAAUCGGCCCACAACACCUAAGGUCUCUGUACCAGAGAGCACCAGGAAACGGCCCACUACACCUAAGGUCUCUGUACCAGAGAGCACCAGGAAAUGGGCCAUAACACCUAAGGUCUCUGUGCCAGAGAGCACCAGGAAUCGGCCCACAAUACCUAAGGUCUCUGUACCAGAGAGCAACCAGAAAUGGCCCACAACACCUAAGGUCUCUGUACCAGAGAGCACCAGGAAUCGGCACACAACACCUAAGGUCUCUGUACCAGAGAGCACCAGGAAUCGGCCCACAACAUCUAAGGUCUCUGUGCCAGAGAGCACCAGGAAUCGGCCCACAACACCUAAGGUCUCUGUACCAGAGAGCACCAGGAAUCGGCCCACAACACCUAAGGUCUCUGUACCAGAGAGCACCAGGAAUCGGCCCACAACACCUAAGGUCUCUGUACCAGAGAGCACCAGGAAUCGGCCCACAACACCUAAGGUAUCUGUGCCAGAGAGCACCAGGAAUCGGCCCACAACACCUAAGGUCUCUGUACCAGAGAGCAACAGGAAACGGCCCACAACACCUAAGGUCUCUGUACCAGAGAGCACCAGAACAAAGGACCUAGACAAACAAGAGAGCACCAGAAAACGCUGCGCAACACCAAAGAUCUAUUUACCAGAGUGGACCAGGACAAAAGACCUAAACAGACCAGAGAAGACCAGAGGAGAGGCUAUCAUAAAUAGAGCACCAGUGAAGGCCGGAGCACCAAGGGUUCUGUGGUCCGAGAAGGCCAUUGCAAGACCCGUUGGGGGUGGCCAGGGUAUGGGCUAUAGGCAAGGUUGUGUGGCAGAGGGUGCAACCAACUUGAGUCAAGUUAAAUAUUCUGCUGUCACUUGCCCACAUUUAGCACAUACCGUCCACAUCAUAAGGUAUAGGCGUAUGCUGCCACAAUCCAACUCUGGGCUUCAGUGAUCAUUCAAGAAGCUCACAGCAUCACUACAGGAUACAAUGAUAAUGCCAAACUAGUGUCCCUUAAUAAAUACAGUCGUACUUCCUGUAUGAAACUGAUAAAAAAAUAAUAAAACAGUUUGCAUGUUCUCCCUGUGUCACUGUGGGGUUUUUUUCGUGGUCCUCCGGCUUCCUAACCUAACACUUAAAGCCUGUUUAUGGUUCUACGUAAAAAGGCCUUAAAGGACAAU
Messenger RNA from Perca fluviatilis (European perch), 2580 nucleotides. RefSeq names its product proteoglycan 4-like. The transcript is spliced from 2 exons. NCBI's taxonomy places the organism in Eukaryota, Metazoa, Chordata, Actinopteri, Perciformes, Percidae. The record is from RefSeq and is a predicted model, not a curated record. The coding region runs from base 164 to 2353 and encodes 729 amino acids.